Molecule: messenger RNA, 783 nt
Organism: Paramuricea clavata
Lineage: Eukaryota; Metazoa; Cnidaria; Anthozoa; Malacalcyonacea; Plexauridae
Source: the annotation of a GenBank genome assembly
AUGGGAACCCUGCCCCACCUGGGCAAACUAGAUGGACUUGUUUCUACCCCCUACGGAAGAUUCCGGUGGUUGCGCCUGCCCUUUGGUUUAAACGUGUCCAGCGAGAUUUUCCAGAAACGACUCAACCAAGAGCUCCUGGGAUUGGAAGGAGUGAGGUGUAUCGCAGAUGACAUCCUUGUCUAUGGUACCGACGAAAAAGACCACGACAAGAACUUCGAGAGGCUACUGGAACGGUGUAAAGAAAAGAGCAUUAAGUUGACCAAGGACAAAUUGGAGUUCAAGUGUAAAGAGGUUUCAUUCCAUGGUCAUCUUCUCACCAAUGAAGGUUUGAAAGUCGACCAAGGUAAAGUGAAGGCGAUUAUGCAGAUGCCACGACCCACCACUCCUGAAGAAAUCUUACGUUUGAACGGAAUGGUGAAUUACCUAAGUCGUUUCCUACCAAACCUGUCGGAGGUUAUGAAGCCUUUGCGUGAUCUAACACACAAAAUACAUGAGAAAGCAUGGAAUGAACUGAAGCAUUUAAUCGCAACGACCCCAGUCAUCGCGUACUAUAAGCCAUCAGAAAGUCUUGAGAUCCAAUGCGAUAGCAGUCAGACUGGUUUGGGAGUGGCUCUAAUGCAGAAUGGUCAUCCGAUUGCAUAUGCCAGCCGAACACUAUCUGAGACAGAAACAAGAUAUGCUCAGAUAGAGAAGGAAAUGUUGGCCAUCGUUUAUGCGGUCGAGAAAUUUAACGACUACACGUUUGGCAGAAAAUUACCGUCUACAGUGAUCAUAAACCUCUAG